This is a messenger RNA of Debaryomyces hansenii CBS767, 606 nucleotides long. RefSeq lists its product as uncharacterized. Gene Ontology annotation, biological process: endoplasmic reticulum to Golgi vesicle-mediated transport. Gene Ontology annotation, cellular component: nucleus; TRAPP complex; cytoplasm. Bases 1 to 606 code for a protein of 201 amino acids. The record is from RefSeq and is a predicted model, not a curated record. NCBI's taxonomy places the organism in Eukaryota, Fungi, Ascomycota, Pichiomycetes, Serinales, Debaryomycetaceae. The transcript has a single exon.
AUGGCACAAGCAAACAAGAAAAUAAAGUUCGUGUCGUUGAUAUCACGAAAGGAUGUACCAUUGUAUAUUCAAUCGUUUGAUAUUGGACCAAUGGAUUCAGAAAAUCCCCAAAAUGCCAACAAAUACCUUAAAUACAACUUCUUAUCACAUAUGGCUUUGGACAUAUUUGCAUCUCCGUCUUCUACCAGUCUACGUGAACAACAGCAGGAUAUGGAGGAAAAUGGAGGGGCAAUUCUUUUGUUUAUUCAGGAUGAUAUAACUGUGUAUGGAUACGAAACCAAUACCGGGUUGAAAAUAAUAGUUGGUCUAGGAAUGAGCCAAGCAGUACCCGAAGACAAACGAGAUGACAAUAAAAGCUCACCAACUCCCGAAUCGAAGGACUCCGCUCAAGAAUCCACUAAAGAAUCUGCUAAGACUCCGCUGUCUACAAAAAAACCAAUGAAAUUGAAGGAUUUAUUUUCCCAAUUACACAAGUCCUAUAUACAUAUAAUUUGUAAUCCCUUCACUAAUUUGUCAGGUAGUUUGGCCGAUAACGAGACUAUAUUGCAGUCGGCGAAGUUUGACAAAAGCAUAAGCAAAAUCGUGGAUAGCUGGAAUGGUAUAUAA